Molecule: messenger RNA, 1711 nt
Organism: Oppia nitens
Lineage: Eukaryota; Metazoa; Arthropoda; Arachnida; Sarcoptiformes; Oppiidae
Gene: Usp14
Product: ubiquitin carboxyl-terminal hydrolase 14-like
Exons: 7
Coding region: 167-1648 (493 amino acids)
Biological process (GO): proteasome-mediated ubiquitin-dependent protein catabolic process; protein deubiquitination; regulation of proteasomal protein catabolic process
Molecular function (GO): proteasome binding; protein binding; cysteine-type deubiquitinase activity
Source: RefSeq, a predicted model, not a curated record
AUAGUGUUUGUGAAUGGAGUAAAUGGUUGGCAUUUGAAUGAAUCAAUGAAUGAAUGAUUGAAUGAAUCGUCAAAACAGUGUUUAACUGACACUUAAAUUAAGUGAAUAUUAGUUUAAUUUUUGAGAUAAUUAACUAAUUUGUUUGUUUGACAUCACAUUUGACACAAUGCCUACAUUUAAAGUGAAAGUAAAGUGGAAUAAAGAGGUCUAUCAAGACAUGGAGUUAUGCACUGAAGAGCCGCCCGUUGUCUUCAAAGCGCAGUUGUUUGCAUUGACCGGAGUUAACACUGACCGACAAAAGCUACUCUUUAAGGGUAUGACUGUCAAGGAUGACGACUGGAAUAAUCUUCAAAUCAAAGAUGGAAUCACUUUACUAUUGAUGGGCAGUAAAGAAGAGUUGCCAGAAGUGCCCAAAGAGCAGAUAGUAUUCAUGGAAGACAUGAAUGAUAACGAGUUGGCAUCAGCUCUUCAAUUGCCGGCCGGUCUCACAAAUUUGGGUAAUACUUGUUAUAUGAACGCAACGGUUCAGUGUCUGCGAACUGUUCCCGAACUCAUUGAAUGUCUUAAAAAUUAUUCCGGACGAUUAACCAUAACUGAUGGAUCAUUAGAUGCUUCACAAAGUUUGACAAUAGCUUUACGCGAUUUAUACGAAGCAAUGGACAAAUCGUCUACAAUCGCACCGUUAAUAUUGCUUCAAGUUUUGCAUUUGGCGUUUCCUCGGUUCGCUGAAAAGGGAGAGAGUGGAGGUUUCAUCCAACACGACGCCAACGAGUGCUGGACUGAACUGAUCCGAAUGAUUCAACAAAGACUUAAAGUCAAUUCUAGUUCAGUACAAACUCUCAAUUUUAUUGACCAAUAUUUUGGCGGUACUUUUGAUGUUGAAAUGAAAUGUACUGAAACUGAUAGCGAAGAACCGGUUCGUUCAACUGAAAACUUUUUGCAAUUGAGUUGUUUUAUAUCAACAGACGUCAAAUACUUACAAUCGGGACUCAAGUUACGUCUUAAAGAGACAAUAGAAAAGUUUUCGCCGACACUUAACAAGAACUCAAAGUACGAAAAGACCAGUAAAUUAAGUCGAUUGCCGGCAUAUUUGGCCAUUCAGUUCGUUAGAUUCUUCUACAAAGAACGGGGUUCUGUCAACGCUAAGAUCCUUAAGGAUAUUAAAUUUACGCUCAAUUUAGAUGUAUUUGAAUUGUGUACGACUUCACUACAGGAUAAACUAAUACCAAUGAGACACAAGUUUAAGGAAAUAGAAGACAAACAAUUAGAAGAAACUCGAAAUAAAACUAAUAAACAAAAGAAAGAAAAAGAAGACGAAACAAAAGCAAAAUACAAACAUAAAUACUCUUUUGAUGACGACAUCGGCUCCAAUAACAGUGGAUUUUAUGAUUUACAGGCAGUGCUGACACAUAAGGGCCGAUCCAGUUCUAGUGGUCAUUAUGUCGGUUGGAUUAGAAGAAAGCCGGAUGAAUGGUUUAAAUGUGAUGACGAUGUGGUCACUCUCGUCAACUCCGAUGAGAUACUGAAGCUUUCGGGCGGUGGUGAUUGGCACAGCGCUUAUGUUCUUCUAUAUGGACCACGAAUUUUGUUAACCGAUGAACCUCUUAACCCGACAGACAUACAAACUGUUCAAACGUCUCAGCAAUAGAUUUAUGAAACAUUUUUAAUGUAAUUCUAUUAAAAUAUAGUAUAUUUUUAUUUUAAUAGAAUU